Messenger RNA from Cataglyphis hispanica, 2168 nucleotides. It is a transcript of the gene CPR6, whose product is annotated as cuticle protein 7-like. The coding region runs from base 135 to 671 and encodes 178 amino acids. Gene Ontology annotation, cellular component: extracellular matrix. The transcript is spliced from 3 exons. Lineage: Eukaryota; Metazoa; Arthropoda; Insecta; Hymenoptera; Formicidae. The record is from RefSeq and is a predicted model, not a curated record.
CCCGGAACGGAACCACCGUGAAGUGGGAGAUGAAUAUAAGCCCAUCGUCUGUGAAUAAUGCUAUCAGUGACUUCGCGACUCGACGGUCUCGCAUACAAUAAAGCGUGGAAUAAGCGGAAACGUGGAAACACAUCAUGCUGAAGACGAUUUCUCUCCUCUGCGCCGUAUUGGCGUGCGGUAACGCGGUUGUUCUCAGCGGCUACAACGGCCAUGGCCUGUCCUACAGCGAUUAUAGCGAUGUCGCCGUCGAUGAAUACGCAGGAUCUGUCGGAUACAGAGUCGUGCCGACAGUCGCCGUCCCGGUGCACGCGGUGUCCGCCGCACCCUUACACGUGGACGCAUCCCUUGAACACGGCUAUAAACACGUCGAGCAGGAGCACGAUUACUACUCGCAUCCGAGAUACUCGUUCAAUUACGGAGUGCACGAUCCUCAUACCGGCGAUGUAAAAACGCAGCACGAGGUGCGAGACGGCGACGUCGUCCAUGGCUCGUACAGCGUCAACGAGCCCGACGGAAGCGUGCGUAUCGUCGAAUACACGGCGGACGAUCACAACGGUUUCAAUGCCGUCGUGAAGAAGGUAGGACCGGCGAUACACCCGAAGCCGGUGCCGAUUGUCAAGUACAUCUCGCCCGCGCACUACAAUAGCUACGACUACGAGAAGCAUUAUUAGUGGCACGGCCACUAUAAUGUGUAAAUAGCGUCGAAUCGAGCGUUUCACUGAGGAACAUUAGCCGAUAAUCAGUCUGCUAGUCAAUGCGACAGCGAACUACGUUUUUAAUUGGGCUACGUUUAAUUGGAUUACUGAAUAUGAUUGAUGAUAGCAAAAAAAAAGAAAAAAAAAAAGAAAAUUUUGGUUUGUCUAUUUUUAGACAUAAAGCUUUUAAGGGGGUCGUUGAGGAUUAUGUAUCUUUGAUAAGUACAUAGUUUAUAACUGAGAUUAUUGAAAAAUAUCGAUUUUUCUGCUGAUAGAAUAUUUCCUCUUGCCUUGUGUCAAGUGUAGUCUUGUCUUAGUUCUUAAUUUAUCCGACAGUCUAAUUCGAGAGAAGUGCCUGAUUGCACUUGAUUAUGCCAACGCGCGUAAUCCAAUUAUUUCUACGGAUAACUGAAAUCUAGUUCUCUAUCUAUUUAUUUUACAUUCCAUCAGGAAACUUGCACAAAGGCAUUUUGCAUCCCUUGAAAAGAGGAUUACCUGGUAUUUGAAUUGAUUAAUUGUAACCGCGCAUGCUUGAGAUAUUGAUUUAUAUUUACGAUGAUACUACGUAAUAACAUAAAUUUCAAACAUAGAUUUAUAUUUACGAUGAUACUACGUAAUAACAUAAAUUUUCUAUCCUCAAGACGCCUCUUUUGCAUUCAAUUUUAGAUAUAUCGUACAACUGAAAUAUAUAAAUACAUAGUGUCACAAGUAAUUUAUAUAGUAAACCCGAGAAAAAAUUGAUUUAUGUGAUUAUAUAAGAUCAUAUAUGGCCAUAUAUGAUGUUAUGAGCAUUUUUUUUCUCGGGAAGGGUGUAUAAAUGAUUUUCUAUCUUAUAUGACCGUUGGAAAAUAUUUACAAUCCACGUAUAAUGAUUUGAAUUUCAAAUUAUAGAAUUUUAUUAAAAUUAAAUUUUUUAUUUAAAUUAUUGAAUUUUAAUACUUCGUAGAACUGAAAGAUUUAAAUUAACAAAUUAAAUUAAAUUAAUUAAAAUAAAGCAAAAGAAAAUUAAAUAUAUAUAUUUAGAAAUUAUGCAAGCAACAUGAUCAGCAGAUCACAAAAUCGAUUAUCUUAAAAUUGCGAAAAGUAGUUAUUAAGUUUCUUUUGUAACUUUACCUGUGCAUAAAAAAUAUAUCGUAUAAUAAACACAAAGAGAAAAGAAAACUUGUAUAAAAAAAUUAAUGAUAAUAAUAAUGAUACAAUUAUGCAAAAUUUAUUUGAAUUGAAAUGAAAAUUAAUAGGAUGAAUUUUAUAUUCUCCCAUUUUAUCUAGCUUUAUUUCUAUUCACGACGCAGAAUAUUGUAACCGAGAUUAUUUUUCAUCGGAUAUUAAAUUUCCGACCUAGCUGUCAUUUAACUUCCAUUCAAUGAAGAGGAACUUGAUGAUAAGGAGGUAACAUGUGAUCUUUCAAAGAAAUUUUAAUGACAUGUAAGCAGCUUUGUUUCUCUAAUAAUAUUUAAAUUAUUUUUUCAGUAA